UAGCUCAAGUGUGAUGAGCUCUGGGGGUGCCCCACUUCUGAUCUCAGGCUGCUGUCUCUCCACAUCAGCUGUGUCUCCCCACUAACCACGCUAGUGAGUCCAGAUUGUAGACUAACCAAAAUCAGCAGAUAGUCACUGAGUACCCCCAAGUCCCAGACGCUACCCUGCGCUGGUAACUAGGGUUUGACGCCUCACCCUAACCAUCAUUAAAACCCAGACCCCAGCCAGAGCUGUGAUUGUGCCCGCUGAGUGGACUGCGUUGUCAGGGAGUGAGCGCCCCAUCUUCGGGAGAAUCCAAGCAGGACCGCCAUGGAGGAAGGUCAAUAUUCAGAGAUCGAGGAGCUUCCCAGGAAGCGGUGUUGCAGGCGCGGGACUCAGAUCGUGCUGCUGGGGCUGCUGACCGCUGCUCUGUGGGCCGGGCUGCUGACUCUCCUUCUCCUGUGGCACUGGGACACCACACAGCAUCUAAAACAGCUGGAAGAGAGGGCUGCCCAGAACGUCUCUCAAGUUUCCAAGAACUUGGAAAGACAGCACGGUGACCAGAUGGCACAGAAAUCCCAGUCCACUCAGAUUUGGCAGGACCUGGAGGAACUUCGAGCUGAACAACAGAGAUUGAAAUCUCAGGACUCGGAGCUGUCCUGGAACCUGAACGGGCUUCAAGCAGAUCUGAGCAGCUUCAAGUCCCAGGAAUUGAACGAGAGGAACACGGCUUCAGAUUUGCUGGAAAGACUCCGAGAGGAGGUGACGAAGCUACGGAUGGAGCUGCAGGUGUCCAAUGGCUUUGUGUGCAACACGUGCCCUGAAAAGUGGAUCAAUUUCCAACGGAAGUGCUACUACUUCGGCAAGGGCACCAAGCAGUGGCUCCACGCCCGGUACGCCUGUGAGGACAUGGAAGGGCAGCUGGUCAGCAUCCACAGCCCGGAGGAGCAGGACUUCCUGACCAAGCAUGCCAGCCACACCAUCUCCUGGAUUGGCCUUCGGAACUUGAACCUGAAGGGGGAGUUUAUCUGGGUGGACGGGAGCCCCGUGGACUACAGCAACUGGGCUCCAGGGGAGCCCGCCAGCCAGAGUCACGGCAAGGACUGCGUGAUGAUGCGGGGCUCCAGCCACUGGAACAACGCCUUCUGCGACCGUAAGCUGGGCUCCUGGGUGUGCGACCGGCUGGCCACGUGUGCGCCGCCAGCCAAUGAAGGUUCCGCAGAGUCCCUGGGACCUGAAUCAAGACCGGGCCCUGACGGCCGCCUGUCCGCCCCCUCUGCCCCUCUCCACUCUUGAGCAUGGACACAGCCAGGCCUAGAGCGAGACCCUGAAGACCCCCAACCCCGGCCUAAAUGCCUCUUUGUGGCUGAAAGAUCCCCGUGACAUUUUCUGCCACCCAAACGGAGGCAGCUGAUACAUCUCCGGCUCCUCUGCGGCCCCUGCCUUCCCAGGAAUGUCCCCCAACAGCAUCCUCUCCACAUGGGAGUGCCCCCAAACACCACCCUCUCCAGAUGCAGCCCCAUGUCCUCAGCACCCCAGGACCUCAGUACCCCAGCUCAGGUGGGGAGUCCUCCUGUCCAGCCUGCAUCAAUAAAAUGGGGCAAUGAUGGCCCCCACAUUUGUCUCCUUC
This is a messenger RNA of Macaca mulatta (Rhesus monkey), 1609 nucleotides long. The record is from RefSeq and is a predicted model, not a curated record. NCBI's taxonomy places the organism in Eukaryota, Metazoa, Chordata, Mammalia, Primates, Cercopithecidae.